CCUUUUCCAAACAAUGAUUUAUUCAGGAGCUGUUUGGGAAGAUGCUCACAGACAAAGUCUCUGGUGCUUAUUUCAGGAGGAUUAGCCUUUUCUGGAUAGCCUGCAUCACUCUAUCCUUUGGGUAUUACACUUUGGUGAUGUUUUGGCCGCAGAGCAUCCCUUACCAGAGUCUUGGACCCUUAGGCAUCUUCUCCAAGUAUCUGAUGGACAACUAUUACACCCACUUGUACUUUGGGUACUGGUUGGCCUGGGGCCUCCAUCUUGCUGAAGCACUGUACAGCAUCAAAGUCUGCAGUGACAAAGGGAUUACCAAUGUAAAUGCCCAGUUCAAAUGGGUAUUUCAGACUUUUUUAUUUGGUAUCGCCUCGCUCUGGUGCCUGUGGUCCUAUGAACCACAGCAGAAGGACAAGUGAAAGCACAAUAGAAGUACCUUCCUCUUCUUAAAAUGAUGGUGCAAUUUUCGCAUGGGAUGGAGGAUCCUUCUACUAAGUGACUAUUAACAAAACCUUGGAAAGCUUGGUUUUGAAACAGUGAUGUUUCACAGUAUGGUGUAAAGAGCAGGAUUAUGGGAACAACUCUAAUUCACUAUUUAACAUUUUUUCAGUAAUGUAGGCUGGCAAGCAAAUCAAUCUUUUAAAAAUUGUGAUUACAGAACAAUUGGUUUCUUAUAACUCGAUCACUGCAUUUAAUA
Molecule: messenger RNA, 691 nt
Organism: Hemiscyllium ocellatum (epaulette shark)
Lineage: Eukaryota; Metazoa; Chordata; Chondrichthyes; Orectolobiformes; Hemiscylliidae
Gene: tmem254
Product: transmembrane protein 254
Exons: 4
Coding region: 42-413 (123 amino acids)
Source: RefSeq, a predicted model, not a curated record